This is a messenger RNA of Haliotis rubra (blacklip abalone), 697 nucleotides long. RefSeq names its product nose resistant to fluoxetine protein 6-like. The record is from RefSeq and is a predicted model, not a curated record. Lineage: Eukaryota; Metazoa; Mollusca; Gastropoda; Lepetellida; Haliotidae. The transcript has 4 exons. The coding region runs from base 12 to 581 and encodes 189 amino acids.
GAAGGGAAUUUAUGGACAAGGUCUACCGUGUUCCCUGGUGUCGUGUCGGUGUUUUCGCCAUAGGAAUGUUUCUUGGUGUUUUGCUACACAAAACCAAGUGUAAACUCAAGAUACGAAGAUAUUUCCUGGUGCUGGGGUGGCUGGUUUUCCUGGCUAUUGGACUUCUGUGCUGCUAUGUGACAUAUGACCAGAUGCGAGAUGCUGACAGACAAUGGGGCACAAAUUCCAGAAUCGUCUACCAAACACUCUCCAGGCCCGGAUGGGCGUUGUUUGUGUCUUGGAUUAUCUUGGUAUGCUGCACGCGUAAUGGAGGUGUUAUCAACAGUAUCCUCUCCUGGUCUGCUUGGAUUCCUCUGGGUAGACUGACGUACGGGGCCUACCUGAUCCACACAGUCGUGUUAUCCUAUACCGAGUUCUCAGUGAGGUCUCUGAGAUAUGUUGAUGUUGUUUUUGUGAGCUACCACUUCAUAGGGACAUUCACCGUCUCCUACGCCCUAUCGUUCCUCACCUGUGUGUUGGUGGAGUCUCCGUGCCUCGGUCUGGAGAAGGUGGUCCUCACCAGGCUAAGGCUCAAGAAGUAGUCAUCACAAUGGAUGGCGCAAGUUAACUCACUGAAUAAAGUGUGGGACGGAUAUAUAUAUAUAUAUACGGAUAGUGAUCAACUUGUUGUUAUAUAUAAUGUGAUGUAAAUCCAACG